AUGGUCGACUUCAAAUUCUUCUGGCCCAACAGGAAGGAGUACUCCCCACUUGGCGGUCAAGAUGAUCACUCGCCAGCGGAUGAAAAGCUUCUAGACAAGACCGAGCCUUUUCAAAACCCUCUGGAUUCUCGGAGGAGGAACAGGCCACAGUUACCGUGGAUUGUUCUCACAUUCAUUUUUGCGGGACUGUCGGGCCUGCUUCUUUUUCAAGAUCUGCGGCGCGGAGGACGAGGAAAUUUCGAGACUGGCUACCAUAAUGAUAUGAUCCUGGCCAGACCAGCAAUCCAAGUAUCCCAAGUGAAAUUCACAGGUGGAAUUAAGUUCUACGACAACGGCACCAUGUAUCGCGACAAUGGACCGGGUCCAGCGUACGUCGGGCCCCCGACGCCCGAGAUGGACGAUGCGUGGGAGCAGCUGAUCGGCACACGAUACCUUGCGUUCACCGAGGAUCAAAAGGACUCGUUCUCUGUGCGGAUCGACAAGGGCAGCGCCGACGGCCUGUACCGCGCGGGUCCCGACGUGUUCCACUCGCUACACUGCGUCGACAAGCUCCGACAGACCAUCGACGGGUAUUUAUACGACAUUCCCGAGAAGGUGGACGAGCGCAGGAAUAACGUACUGCACGUCGAGCACUGUCUCGACUUCCUCAGGCAGCUGGUCCAGUGCACGUCAGAUCUGACGCCAAUCCCGCUGGUCUACUCGGUGGGUGCUGGUAUGGAGGUUCCGGACUUUGAGCAGUUGCAUACCUGUCGGAGCUUUGACACGAUUCAUCGAUGGGCGAUGAAGCAAAAUCAGGACGCCCUCAAUACGCUGGAGGAAUAG
Molecule: messenger RNA, 822 nt
Organism: Fonsecaea multimorphosa CBS 102226
Lineage: Eukaryota; Fungi; Ascomycota; Eurotiomycetes; Chaetothyriales; Herpotrichiellaceae
Exons: 2
Coding region: 1-822 (273 amino acids)
Biological process (GO): mycotoxin biosynthetic process
Source: RefSeq, a predicted model, not a curated record